Messenger RNA from Charadrius vociferus (killdeer), 1781 nucleotides. RefSeq names its product polycomb group ring finger 5 (gene PCGF5). Bases 185 to 955 code for a protein of 256 amino acids. The transcript is spliced from 9 exons. Gene Ontology annotation, biological process: regulation of transcription by RNA polymerase II. Lineage: Eukaryota; Metazoa; Chordata; Aves; Charadriiformes; Charadriidae. Gene Ontology annotation, cellular component: PRC1 complex. The record is from RefSeq and is a predicted model, not a curated record.
CUCUCCUGGCCCGGGAGCAGGAGUUAGGAGCCACGUCCCUGUGAGACCUCCAGAAUUAAGAGCAAAUGCCUGGAGAAGUGCAGUUGCCCAGAGCAGCGCGGCAGCUCUCGUGAACGGCGGGCGUCGACGCCUCUCAGACCUGCUCCUCUGGCUCCGAGCACUGCCCGCACUGCCUACCCCACGAAUGGCUACUCAGAGGAAGCACUUGGUGAAAGAUUUCAAUCCUCAUAUCACCUGCUAUAUCUGUAAAGGCUAUCUCAUCAAGCCAACCACAGUAACCGAGUGCCUCCAUACCUUUUGUAAGACUUGUAUUGUUCAACACUUUGAAGACAGCAAUGACUGUCCCAGGUGUGGCAACCAAGUGCAUGAGACCAAUCCACUAGAAAUGUUAAGGCUGGAUAACACCUUAGAGGAAAUUAUAUUUAAGCUCGUGCCCGGACUUCGAGAACAGGAACUGCAGCGAGAGAUCGAAUUUUGGAAGAAAAACAAACCUCAAGAAAAUGGACAAGAUGAAAGCCCAAAAGCUGAUAAACCCAAAGUAGAUGAGGAGUGUGAUGAAAAUGAAGAAGAUAAAGACUAUCACAGGAGUGACCCACAGAUUGCUAUCUGCCUUGACUGUUUACGCAACAAUGGGCAGUCAGGAGAUAAUGUAGUCAAAGGUUUAAUGAAGAAAUUUAUCCGCUGUUCUACUCGAGUGACCGUGGGAACUAUCAAAAAGUUUCUCAGCUUAAAAUUAAAACUUCCAAGUUCUUAUGAGCUGGAUGUACUAUGCAAUGGAGAAAUCAUGGGGAAGGAUCAUACUAUGGAAUUCAUCUAUAUGACGAGAUGGAGACUAAGAGGCGAAAACUUUCGGUGUCAGAACUGCUCAUCUUCGCAAGUCUGCUCACAGGAUGGCACUUUUUAUCAGUCUUACCCUAUGGUACUUCAGUAUCGACCUAGAAUUGACUUCGGUUAGACCAAAGGGCCAGAUCCCACUGAGAUGAAUCCUGCACUAUUUGUUUACCCAUCGACAGAUUGCACAAUGAAUGGAUGUGCCUGGAUUAGGGGGACACAACCAGAUUUUCAGCAUGCAAAUAAGGACAUUGUCUUUCUUAAAAUUGUCAGUUGCAUCUCUGUUGUUUCUAUUAGAGCAAGCCAAGUGCCAUUCUGCUACUGAAAUGUGCAUAAGAUAUUUGUGUAUCUUACGAGUGUGCUGCAAAUCAUAGCCAAAACCAUGAAGUGUACAGUCAAGAUUCAAAACCUAUGGAAUAUUUUUGCUUGCGUGUUAGAGAAUUUUUUCUGGUCCUAAUAUUGAUUACACUAGCAAAAUGGCAGAGUGCUCAUUCCAUGUGGUGUUGCAGUUUCACACACUUACUAUUUUACUGAAUAUUGUUGUUUAAAUCAUAGAGUACUGUAAAAAUAACUAAGGAUUAUACCUUGAAAAUAUUUUGUAUAGAAAAUAUAUUUAGAAGAGUGGUGAUUGGGCCACUACCUUUUUCUUGGUAAGCUUCUCAUGGGUCCAGGUAUAGCUCACUCAUGAGUGUGCAACAGUCCUUUUGCAGUGAGUGAAGAUUAAUUACCUUUCACAAGAGAUGUAGGACGGGGUAAUUCAAAACAGUAAUUUUACAUCUUCUAAACAGAUUCUGCUAAUAUUGCUUAAAAGCAUUGCAGCCUUUGUGAUUGCACUUUUCUAUGGUUUCCCUAAAGAUUGGAAUUUGGGAUAGUAGCUAUUUUUGGAAAAUGGCUUCUGGUCAGAUUACAUUUCUUCUAAUAAAGCCUCCAUAAAAAGGAAGUUAAAAAUA